AUGCUGCUCACCCGACUUCUCGGCGUUGCCGCCCUCGCUCGGUGUGCUGCCAGUUCCAGCGAUGCUCAGCUGCCCUUGGGUGACGCGGUCACAGCGCCGAGCUCGAAAUACCCAGUAGAAGAAGCCGACAGCGAUGCGCCUGCUUGGCGCAACUCGUUCCUCGACCUGCACCGUUCCAUUGUCGAGAUUUCCUCCAUUUCCGGCACCGAAGCCGAUGUCGGUCAAUUCCUAUUUGACUAUCUCCUCCAAAAGGGCUACUCGGUCGAGAAGCAGAAGGUCCAGUCGAGGAAAAACACGGACAAGUCCAAGGGUCGUUUCAACGUGCUGGCAUGGAGAGGCGACUCACGGACGCUGCAAUCCAAAGUCCUCGUGACAUCGCACAUUGAUGUCGUGCCGCCGCAUAUCCCCUACGGCAUCGAGGACGGCAAAGUGACCAAGGGCACGAAGAUCUGGGGUCGCGGCAGCGUCGACGCCAAGGCCAGCGUCGUUGCCCAGAUCCAGGCCCUUGAGAAUCUGCUCAAGGAGGGCAAGGUCGAGGAAGACGAUGUCUCAUUGCUUUUCGUCGUCGGCGAGGAAGACCAGGGCGAUGGUAUGCACACGUUCUCCGAAUCUCUCCUGGAAGCGGACCCCCCUCAAAGCUUCGAUGCCGUCAUCUUCGGAGAGCCCACGGAGAACAAGUUGGCGUGCGGCCACAAAGGCGGCGUCUUCGGCAACAUCACGGCAAAGGGCGUUGCUGGCCAUUCGGGGUACCCCUGGCUCGGAAAAUCUGCCAACAAUCUCAUGAUCCGGGCUUUGGCCAAGGUUCUGGAGACUGACCUCGGUAGCGACGAGACGUUUGGUAACACAACGGUCAAUAUUGGCCGAUUCGACGGCGGCGUCGCGGCCAACGUCAUCCCCGACCAAGCAUUCGUCGGUAUUGCUGUCCGCGUAGCCAUUGGUCCCCAGGAGACCGGCGGAGACAUUGUCCAGGCUCGUAUCCAGGCCAUCCUGGAUGAGGUCGAUGAGGAUGCUUUUACUAUGACCAUCUCGCACAACUACGGCGUUGUGGAAGCCAACUGUGAAGUGGACGGUUUCGACACGGCCGUCAUGAACUACGGGACGGACAUUCCUAACCUCAAGGGCAACCACACGCGGUACUUGUACGGGCCGGGAAGUAUCCUGGUCGCUCACGGCGACAAUGAGAGCCUGACAGUUGGUGACCUGGAGACGGCUGUGGACGGAUUUGAAAAGCUCAUCCUCCACACUUUGAAAGAGUCGUCUUGA
Molecule: messenger RNA, 1263 nt
Organism: Verticillium nonalfalfae
Lineage: Eukaryota; Fungi; Ascomycota; Sordariomycetes; Glomerellales; Plectosphaerellaceae
Exons: 2
Coding region: 1-1263 (420 amino acids)
Molecular function (GO): hydrolase activity
Source: RefSeq, a predicted model, not a curated record